Molecule: messenger RNA, 1665 nt
Organism: Chaetomium globosum CBS 148.51
Lineage: Eukaryota; Fungi; Ascomycota; Sordariomycetes; Sordariales; Chaetomiaceae
Exons: 2
Coding region: 1-1665 (554 amino acids)
Biological process (GO): proteolysis
Cellular component (GO): fungal-type vacuole
Molecular function (GO): serine-type carboxypeptidase activity
Source: RefSeq, a predicted model, not a curated record
AUGAGGAUCGCAGCAUCGACAGUGCUGUUCGGCGCGGCUUCCGCCGCGUCAUUCCAGCAACAAGCUCAGCAUGUGCUUUCCGGUGGCUUCGGAAAGGCCCAGGAGGCCAUGAAGCCCAUCUCGGAUGCCUUCACCGAUGCUGCCGGCCGCCCUUUCGAGAGCUUCGAGGAUGCUUUCUCGGGAAUGACCGCUGAGACGAAGGCGCUCUGGGAGGAGAUCAAGCUGCUUGUUCCCGACAGUGCCUUCAAGGACCUCUCGUGGCUCAGCAAGCCCAAGCCUCACCACCGCCGUGAUGACUGGAACCAUGUCGUGAAGGGCGCCGAUGUCCAGGGCAUGUGGGUACAGGAUGCUAACGGUAAGAGCCACCGUCAAGUGGACGGUCGCCUCGAGGAGUACAACCUCCGCGUCAAGGCUGUCGACCCAUCCAAGCUCAAUGUCGAUUCGGUCAAGCAGUACAGUGGCUAUCUUGACGACGAGGCCAAUGACAAGCACCUGUUUUACUGGUUCUUCGAGUCGCGCAAUGACCCCAAGAAUGAUCCUGUGAUCCUGUGGCUCAACGGCGGCCCCGGCUGCUCGUCGCUCACCGGUCUUUUCCUCGAGCUCGGCCCUUCGUCGAUCGACAAGACGCUUAAGGUUGUCAACAACGACUUCAGCUGGAACAACAAUGCCAGUGUCAUCUUCCUCGACCAACCCGUCAACGUUGGCUACUCAUACUCUGGCUCUUCUGUGAGCAACACCGUUGCCGCCGGCAAGGACGUCUACGCUCUCUUGACCCUCUUCUUCCAUCAAUUCCCCGAAUACGCAAAGCAGGACUUCCACAUUGCUGGCGAGUCGUACGCUGGUCACUACAUUCCGGUCUUUGCCUCGGAGAUUCUGGCCCACAAGAACAGGAACAUCAACCUCAAGUCUGUCCUGAUCGGAAACGGUCUGACUGAUGGCCUCACUCAGUACGAGCACUACCGCCCCAUGGCUUGCGGUGAAGGUGGCUAUCCCGCCGUCCUCGGCGAGGCUGAGUGCCGCAGCAUGGACAACGCCCUCCCGCGCUGCCAGUCGCUGAUUAACAACUGCUAUGAGAGCGGUAGCGUGUGGAGCUGCGUCCCGGCCUCCAUCUACUGCAACAACGCCAUGAUCGGUCCUUACCAGCGCACCGGCCGGAAUGUCUACGAUAUCCGCGGCCCAUGUGAGGACAGCAGCAACCUUUGCUACAGCGGCCUCGGCUAUAUCAGCGACUACCUGAACCAGCAAUCCGUCAUGGACGCCUUGGGCGUUGAGGUUUCAAGCUAUGACAGCUGCAACUUUGACAUCAACCGUAACUUCCUCUUCCAGGGCGACUGGAUGCAGCCUUUCCACCGUCUUGUGCCCAAGAUUCUGGAGGAAAUCCCCGUCCUCAUCUAUGCUGGUGACGCUGAUUACAUUUGCAACUGGCUUGGCAACCGGGCUUGGACCGAGGCGCUCGAGUGGCCCGGCAAGAAGGACUUCAAUGCGGCCAAGGUCAAGGAUCUGAAGCUUUCUGGCGCUGAGAAGGAGUACGGCAAGGUCAAGGCCUCGGGCAACUUCACGUUUAUGCAAGUCUACCAGGCCGGCCACAUGGUCCCCAUGGACCAGCCCGAGAACUCGCUCGACUUCCUGAACAGGUGGCUCAACGGCGAGUGGUUUGCCAAAUAG